Messenger RNA from Impatiens glandulifera, 345 nucleotides. RefSeq lists its product as uncharacterized. The coding region runs from base 1 to 345 and encodes 114 amino acids. The transcript has a single exon. The record is from RefSeq and is a predicted model, not a curated record. NCBI's taxonomy places the organism in Eukaryota, Viridiplantae, Streptophyta, Magnoliopsida, Ericales, Balsaminaceae.
AUGUCCUCGUCAGCUCUCACUGCUACUUCUUCCGCUACUACACCUACAUGUUUUACCAAAGCUAAUAAGGAUCCGCAAUGGCGUCUUGCCAUGACAAAUGAAUAUAAUGCUUUUAUUCAGAAUAAAACAUGGUCUCUUAUUCCCCGUACACCAUCUCAUAAUCUUGUUGGAUGUAAAUGGGUUUUCAAACUCAAGCAUAAAGUUGACAGGUCUAUUGAUCGACAUAAAGCACAUCUUGUGGCUAAAGGAUUCCAUCAACAACAAGGUAUUGAUUAUGAAGAGACAUUCAGUCUUAUGGAAAAACCCAUUAGUAUUCGUGUUAUUCUUUCUUUGGCAAUAUCUUAA